Messenger RNA from Archocentrus centrarchus (flier cichlid), 7484 nucleotides. It is a transcript of the gene iqsec1b, whose product is annotated as IQ motif and Sec7 domain ArfGEF 1b. Bases 106 to 3462 code for a protein of 1118 amino acids. The record is from RefSeq and is a predicted model, not a curated record. The transcript has 15 exons. Lineage: Eukaryota; Metazoa; Chordata; Actinopteri; Cichliformes; Cichlidae. Gene Ontology annotation, molecular function: guanyl-nucleotide exchange factor activity. Gene Ontology annotation, biological process: regulation of ARF protein signal transduction; actin cytoskeleton organization.
GAGAUCCCUCUAAACCUUUUUGCCCCUCCGUGUAGAAGGAGUUACCCCUGUCGCAAAUGGAAGUCCGCAUCUUUUGGACCAGACACAGAGGUCCCCAGCUCCGCCAUGACUCACAGACACCACCAUCACUCUGUGGAAGGUGAUGCUCCAGGCACUGAAGUGGGAGCUUCUGUGGACCCCAGCAGUGGCUACGGUUGUGUCCCAGUGACCCACAGCGGCGGGCUUGGCCCCGACCACCUCGACAGCCAGCUCUACGGGCACAUCUUGCUGCCAGGCCACCCGCGGCCCCGCCGGCCCAAGCUUCAGCACUCUCAGUCCAUCCUCCGCAAGCAGGCAGAGGAGGAGGCCAUCAAGCGCUCCCGCUCGCUGUCAGAGAGCUAUGAGCUCUCAUCUGACCUACAGGACAAGCAGGUGGAGAUGCUAGAGCGCAAAUAUGGUGGGCGUUUCAUAACCCGGCAUGCUGCCCGCACCAUACAGACAGCCUUCCGCCAAUACCAGAUGAACAAGAACUUUGAGCGUCUUAGAAGCUCUAUGUCUGAGAACCGUAUGUCCAGACGGAUUGUCCUAUCCAAUAUGAGAAUGCAGUUUUCUUUUGAAGGACCUGAAAAAGUCCAUAGCUCCUAUUUCGAGGGAAAGCAGGUCUCCCUAACAGAUGAUGGCAGCAAACUCGGUGCACUGAUGCAGUCAGACCAUGGUGGGGAGAUGGGUGUGCAGGCCAAGACUCCUACCACACAGAGUGACUUUACAGAUGCCAUCACAGAACUAGAAGAUGCCUUUUCAAGGCAGGUGAAAUCUCUAGCCGAGUCCAUAGAUGAUGCUCUAAACUGCCGCAGCCUACACGGCGAAGACAGUCAGUCAGAGGCAGGGAGAGGCCACCAGGAUAUGGACAGAGAGGUCAGCUGUCAGGUGAAACCCUCCCACAGUGCCUCAGAACACCGUAAACUGGAUGAGAUGACGGCGUCUUACAGCGAUGUCACCCUGUACAUCGAUGAAGAGGAGUUAUCACCACCCCUGCCUCUUUCUCAGUGUGUAGACCGGCUGUCCAGCACAGAAUCAGACUUGCGCCAGCGUUCGCUCAACUCCUCACAAGAUUACUGGUCUCUGGCUCAUAAGGAUGAGAAAGGGGACACGGAUACCAGCUGCCGCAGUACACCUUCCUUGGAAUGCCAAGAGCAGCGUCUGCGGGUAGACCACCUACCCUUACUGACCAUAGAGCCCCCCAGUGAUAGCUCAGUGGAGCUGAGUGAUCGUUCUGACCGUAGCUCUUUAAAGAGACAGAAUGCGUAUGAACGAAGCCUCAGUAACCAGCAGAGCAGCCCCAAACACGUCAGCCACAGCCUGCCACCUCGAGGGCCUUCCAGAGAAGAAGACACCUCCCGCCAUCGACCUCGACAGCUGGAGGCCCACUUGGCAAUCAAUGGUACAGCAAACCGGCAGAGCAAGUCAGAGUCGGAUUUCUCUGAUGGCGAUAACGACAGCAUCAACAGCACAUCAAACUCCAACGAUACCAUCAACUGUAGCUCUGAGUCCUCGUCCAGGGACAGCCUACGUGAGCAGACACUCAGCAAGCAGACGUACCACAAAGAAACUCGCAACAGCUGGGACUCACCUGCAUUCAGCAAUGACAUCAUUCGCAAGAGGCACUACCGCAUUGGCCUGAACCUCUUCAACAAGAAACCAGAAAAAGGCAUCCAGUAUCUGAUAGAGCGAAACUUUGUUCCAGACACUCCGGUGGGUGUGGCACACUUCCUGCUCCAGAGGAAAGGCUUGAGUAGGCAGAUGAUUGGCGAGUUCCUGGGUAACAGGCAGAAACAGUUCAACCGGGAUGUCCUCGACUGCGUGGUGGAUGAAAUGGACUUCUCAGCUAUGGAGCUGGAUGAAGCACUCAGGAAAUUCCAGGCACACAUCAGAGUCCAAGGCGAGGCACAGAAGGUGGAGCGGCUGAUAGAAGCCUUCAGCCAACGUUACUGCAUCUGCAACCCGGGUGUGGUGCGGCAGUUCAGGAACCCCGACACCAUCUUUAUCCUAGCCUUUGCAAUCAUCCUCCUCAACACUGACAUGUACAGUCCCAACGUCAAGCCUGAGAGGAAGAUGAAGCUGGAGGACUUUGUUAAGAACCUUCGAGGAGUCGAUGAUGGGGAGGACAUCCCCCGAGAGAUGCUGGUAGGGAUAUACGAACGGAUUCGCAAGCGAGAGCUCAAGACUAAUGAAGACCACGUGUCCCAGGUUCAGAAAGUGGAAAAACUAAUCGUUGGAAAAAAGCCAAUUGGCUCUUUACACCAUGGUCUUGGCUGUGUGCUAUCCCUACCCCACCGGAGACUAGUUUGUUAUUGCAGACUUUUUGAAGUGCCCGACCCUAACAAACCUCAAAAGCUGGGCCUGCACCAAAGGGAGAUCUUCCUCUUCAACGAUCUGCUCGUGGUUACAAAAAUCUUCCAGAAGAAGAAGAAUUCUGUGACGUACAGCUUUCGGCAGUCCUUCUCACUCUAUGGCAUGCAAGUGCUCCUCUUUGAGAAUCAGUAUUAUCCCAAUGGCGUUCGCCUGACCUCUGCCAUUCCCGGAGCUGACAUCAAAGUCCUCAUCAACUUCAAUGCACCCAAUCCUCAGGACCGCAAAAAGUUCACUGAUGAUUUGCGAGAAUCUAUUGCAGAAGUCCAAGAGAUGGAGAAGUACCGGAUAGAAUCUGAGCUAGAGAAACAGAAGGGCGUGGUGAGGCCCAGCAUGUCCCAGAGUUCCGGGUUAAAGAAGGAAACAGGAAACGGCAACCUUAGCCGAGCAAGCCUCGAUGACAGCUAUGCCAUUGGUGAAGGUCUGAAGAGAAGCGCCCUCAGCAGCUCCCUACGCGACCUCUCAGACGCAGGCAAGCGUGGGAGACGCAGCAGUGCAGGAUCACUAGACAGCAAUAUGGAAGGGUCCAUCAUUAGCAGUCCCCACAUGCGGCGGAGAGUCCCCUCCAGCCGAGACUGCCCGUCCCGACACAGCGCACAGUCCCUGCCCAACUCCUCCUCGUUGCUCGGAUCGUUGUUUGGCACCAGGCGGGUGAAGUCGCCCAGCCCCACCCCACAGCCUCCGCUGCACCCCACUCUCAUCUCCCACAGCCCGCACCCCACCAACCUGCACCACACGGCUCGCGGGGAGACGGAAGGACAGGUGCCCAUGCACCCGCACCACGCCCAGUUCUGCCACAUGACCCAGAACCCGCCCCCUUACCACCACCACCACCACUACCACCCGCCGGCCCACUUGCAACACCCACCACACCAGUACCACCCACCCCCAUCUCACGGCCAGCAGCAGCCCUACCCGUCUCACCCUCACGGGCCGCAUGGCCAUGGGAGCCACCCGUCGCAUUCUUCCCACCCAGCUCACGGCCCUCCCCACCACCACGGCCCGCCACCACCGUCCUCCCAGGGUCCCAGCAGCACCAAGCCCAAGCACAGCGGCAUCAGCACAGUGGUGUGAGGGGCGGGGCGUCCUCUCUGGGCCCCGCAGAUGAACUUUUUCUCCUGGGCUGACAUGACAGUCGCACUGUGCAUCGCUGGUCUGGGGCUAUGAAGCCAGACAAGAUCCUGUGCCUCCUUCAGAUUUUUUUUUUUUCUUUUCUAGCUGCUUCUGUCAUGUCAUUUCAGGCCAUAAGACAUGUCUACCUGCUUCCGGAGCAACAGACAAGAGCAUGCACAAAGACCACAACUACUGUUUGGUUCUCAGUAAACUACAGGAACUCACUUACUAGUAUUUUACACAAGAAGUACAUGUUAAUCUUUACACAGUAAUUUUAAAAUGGUGUGAGGGUGGUUUGGCUGAACAGACACGCAGACAGUGGCUCAGCCUCAGCAGUAGCUGUACGACUAUUUAAUGUAGCAGUAGCUCACAGUGCACUGUGAUAUCUCUGUUAGCGGUGAUAAAUGUGCCAAUUAUUAAAGCAUUUACUAAUUUAGUCACACAGAUUGCUUUAUGUAUAUUGUGCAUAGUAUUUUGUAAAAUAAUAUCAACUGUUAUUAUUAUAGUUAUUACUACAGAAAAAAAACGGCAUCAAUUAAACUCAGUAUUACACUUGCACAUAGGUGGCGUAGUUUCACUGUUAAGAAACCAAUCAAAGCUUUUCUUAGUUAGGCAGUUGGAGUACUACUGUAAAUGGUUGCCUUUGAGUUAGAACUCAGAUUGUUAAGGGCUGGUGCACUCCAGCCCGCCUACAGUCUCAUCCACUGCACGUGUCUCUGGGCCAGAGUCGUCUCUCCAGCUCUGGAAAGCAAAGGAAGCCAGCAGCGCUCGCUGCUUGCCCGUCCUCGUUUUAUUUUUUUAACUAUUUUUUUAGAAUCCAAUGAACAAUAUGAAUAUAUAAACGUCCCGCAGCCUGGUGGGAUUCUACGAGUGUGUUCUGCAGGAAGAGGAGGACGUUGGAUGUUUUCAUGUGGAAACUUGAGGGAAAAACUGUGCAGCAGGGAAACACGUCCCAUUGUGGAAGCUCUCAGCUGGCUGAGCGUGCCCUCUUCCUCUCCAGUUUUCCCCCGUGCAUCUGUUGGCGCGGCGAGCGGGUCGUGACUGAGUUUUAUUCCCCUCGGACGGACGCCACAGAGCAAAAAUCAAUGAUUAUCAUUCUGUGAUGGUGACAGCACCCUUUUGCUUGACUCAUUACAGAGAGCGGUUUUAUAUCAAUCAUCUUUCUGACAUAUUAUGGGAUGGCUGGUUGUACCUCCCUGUCAUCCCGUGCACAGUAUCUGUGGUGUGUGCAGAGCGGGGGGGGGCUGCUGUACUGGAGCAUAUUUUCUGUUGAAAGCGACAGAUGCAGCACUCGUUCUACGUAGCUGAUAUCAAUGGCAGGAGUUAGCCUGUAUCUGCUUAAAGACUAUAAGAUGCUUUUUUUAAAAAAAAAAAACAAAAAAAACUAGUGCAAUAUGUAUUUACUUUUCUGUUUGUCUAAGAACAAGUUCAAUCUGUUGGUCGUUCUGUUAGUUUUGUCCUUUACUUUCUCCCCCUGGCGUCCUUUUGUCAUUUCUUUCUCAGUGUUUCAGUGAAGUGCAAGUAUCCACAUGGAUUUGGAGGAACUGGACCUUUCACACUGAUACGGAGUGUCACGGAAAAUAACUGCAUGUAACAUUAUAUCUUGAGGCUAUUUUCAAACUGUGUAUUCCCAAACUAUAUCAGUGUUACAGUUGACAGUUGUUUAAAUAAAAUGAAUGGUAGAAUAGUUCUGACUUCUUCAACUACAGCUAACUGAAGUCAACUACGUGUUUGUGUCACACCAGGCGAUAAAUAACCAAAUCUGUGUCUUAACCUGAUCCACAUGCAGUACAGUAGUUAACUGGAUCCUUAGUGUACGACUGUAGUUAAAGCAGGACCUCAUCGAAGCUGUAACAGGGACGUUUGGUAGAUUCUGUCAUUUGAAAAUCAAAGUGAUAAUUAAGUAUUUAAAAAGGAAACUCUUAUCUUCACAUUGUCUCUGUGUCUGUCAGUGGCGCACACGUUACCAUUUUCAAGUGGUGUCCAGUAGAUCAGUAUUUUUAAAUAUAUAUCUGCCCUCAGAUCAAGCCACACUUUAUACAGGCUUUAUAACGUUUGAGUAAUUAGAUUUAUUAAUAUGCUUAGAAAUGCUCUUUACAUCAGUUAUAAGACAACUUUUGGGUUGCCAAGUUUUGAAAUAAAAAAUCUUCUGUCCUAAUGGAUAAAUGUAUCCAUUUAUACGGGAAAUUACACAUUUUAAUUUAGUUUCCAGUAGUGUAAUGGUUUACACAGUCACCUAACAAGCAAAAGGUCCCCAGUUCGAUCCAAAGAGGAGACACAAAUCCCUCGGCGGUUGUGUCAGGAAGGGCAUCUGCCAAACAUGCGGAGCUACCCGCUGCGGCGAAUGAAAGAAAACCUGAGAAAGGAUGUACAUCUGCCAAGACAUUACAACCUGGCAACCCAGAACUUGUUCUUCCUAAUGUUUUAUUACUGAUUUAUAAAGCAUUUACAUUUUUAAUAUUUUUAGAAAAAGGACAGCUUGAUUUAAAGGCACUUAUUCAUGUAAUCAAUGAAGCUGAAAACCUUCUAAAAUAAACUAAAGCGAGCGAUACAGUGCACGGUAUAAAGUGAAAAUAAGGCCCGGCCGAACUUUCAUGCAGUGCAGAUUUGCUGGAGUAAAUGUAACUUUUAUUGAAAUCAGGUAAAUCAUUCAGAAAAGCAUUCCUAUUUACCACAGUGGCCCGAAAAUGGCAACACGUUACAUCUGAAAAGGUAAAAGAACAGCAGCACACAUCCAAAAAUACUUCAACACAUCUGCUGAGAAAAACGCUGCCUCCAGUGGUGAAAGUUUGAAUUAGCGUGUUUGCAGUGUGUCAUUACAAAAAGUACCUUUAAAACAGAGUUUGCAGUGUUCGUGUAUUGUGGGCUACUCUGACUUUCACAGCUUUUGGUUGUCUGUAGUUUGUGUGCUGCCGAGUCAGGAAAGUGCCAAUACUGCAUUGUUGUCGCACGUGAAAUCAGUUUAACACCAAAUCUGCUGGAGACCAGGGCCCCGCUCACACCACAACGUUUUCGGAAAGUAGCGCGUUCAGAACAGAUCUCCGUUUACACAGAAACACAAGAGCAGGGUUUGGUUACAGAAUAACGGUGUGGGCAGAAACCACGAACGAAGCUUCAGUUCCGUUUGUUACCCUACGUCGUGUUUUCACUCACAUCCUUCGGGUUCCUUCAGAACUCUGAUCUAUUGUAAAACCUGUCCAGAUUCCAUGUGAGGUGCUUUGUUGCAUGCCAUUGAUGCCUACUGUUUCUUUCUUCUUCACUCUCUUUUUUUUUUUUUUUUUGCUCUGUCAGCAGUGUGCUCGACUAGAACACAACCUUUCAGCAUAGCUAUGAUUUCUCUGAUUUAUGCUUGUUUACAUUUAGGUGAUUUUUUUGGCCUGCUAUAGUGUGUCUUUUCAUUUGUGCAUCGUUCUACCCCGGCAUGCAUUUCACCCAUAUUUCCACUGUAGAGUACAAAGACCUGGCAGCAUGCUGCUGAGUGUAAAUAGCAAAUCUAAUGUAACUUGAAGAAGUAAAGAGGGCUGGGCAUGGAGGAAAUAUUUUAUUGGCGAGUUGUUAGUAAAGAAUGAGUAACAUAUGUAAAUAGUCUGUAAAUUGUUAUUAAUUAUUAUUAUUAUUACUAUUCAGUGUCUGCAGUUACAUUGAAGGUGCAUUCCUGCUCCCCUGUGAUCUUUACAUAAUCAUCAAACUGCUUCUCUCUGCCUCCAACAGGACUGAAUUAUCAUAGGAUCUAGAGAUGAACAGCCAAUUGUUACACGGUUAAACGCCGCUUCAUCUUUCCUGAGAUGCUUCUGUUUUCUCUCUCUCACACACUCACACACACAGACACACACACAGCCAGACUUUUGAAGUCAAAGGGAAGAGAGGAGUGCUCUUAUUUUAUUAUGCAUUCUGUUUCUAAGUAGAAAAAUACCCAUUGAUGUAAAACUAGUACUGUGAUGAUGUUGAGAACGCAAAAUAAAAUGAUAUACUGUAAAAUCUGA